Messenger RNA from Musa acuminata AAA Group (dessert banana), 849 nucleotides. Its product is annotated as G-type lectin S-receptor-like serine/threonine-protein kinase At5g35370. Lineage: Eukaryota; Viridiplantae; Streptophyta; Magnoliopsida; Zingiberales; Musaceae. The record is from RefSeq and is a predicted model, not a curated record. The transcript has a single exon. Bases 1 to 849 code for a protein of 282 amino acids.
AUGCCGUCGGCAGAUCAUCUCCUCCUCCACCACCAUGGACACCACCACAUCCUUCUCUUACUGCUCUUGGGCUUCCCUUCUCUCCUUCGCGCGCAGCUGGAUUACCCGUCUGCCAACCUCUCCACGAUCUGGACCAAUGACCCCUCCCAGCUGCCGCGCACCGUCAGCUUCGAGGACGGCUCCCAGGUCCGCUCCAUCCUCCUCCGACGCAGCCCUAACUUCUUCGGCCCCACCUUCGCCUGCGGCUUCUACUGCAAAGAUGCCUGUACCUCCUUCCUCUUCGCCGUAUUCGCCGUCUACACCAACAGCGGCGGUGGUAUCACCAUGACCAACUUGGCUCCUCCCCAGGUCGUCUGGUCCGCCAACCGCGAUCGCCUCGUCGGGACGAACGCCACACUCCACCUGACAGCAGGCGGCGAUUUGAUCCUCCGUGGCGCCGACGGCACGGCCGUCUGGUCGGCCGGCAGGUCCGUCGUCGGCAUGAACAUAACGGAGUCUGGAAAUCUAGUGCUUUUCGAUCAAGAUGGCAAGCUGGUCUGGCAAUCCUUCGAUCAUCCAACGGAUUCGUUGGUUCUCGGGCAGACGCUCAAGGAGGGAGAGAGGCUUGCGGCCAACACCUCCAUGACCAACUGGACGCGAGGUCAGGUAUAUCUCACCAUUCUUUCCGAUGGCUUGUAUGCGUUUGCUGAUUCUACUCCUCCUCAGCUUUACUAUCAGAACACAAUUACUGGCAUUAAAACAACAAAAAAUUCGACAUAUAUUAAGUACCUCAAUGGCAGCCUUGCAAUGUUCACACAGUUUGGUACGCCGGACGAAUCGAUCUCAUUGCCUGUAGCAUUGUCACUUUAG